Molecule: messenger RNA, 1674 nt
Organism: Closterium sp. Yama58-4
Lineage: Eukaryota; Viridiplantae; Streptophyta; Zygnematophyceae; Desmidiales; Closteriaceae
Source: the annotation of a GenBank genome assembly
AUGCUCGUAGUAAGGAUUAACGAUGCCCGACCUUACGAUGCUCGUGGUAACGAUGCUCGUGGGAACGAUGCCCGAGCUCACGAUGCUCGUGGUAACGAUUACCGUGGGAACGAUGCUCGUGGGAACGAUGCUCGUGGGAACGAUGCUCGUUGGAACGAUGCUCGUGGUAACGAUGCUCGUGGGAACGAUGCUCGUGGUCACGAUGCUCGUGGGAACGAUGCUUGUGGUCACGAUGCUCGUGGUCACGAUGCUCCUGGGAACGAGACCCCUGGGAACGAGGCCCGUGGGAACAAGCCCCCUGGGAACGAGGCCCCUGGGAACGAGGCCCCUGGGAACGAGGCCCCUGGGAACGAGGCCCCUGGGAACGAGGCCCCUGGGAACGAGGCCCCUGGGAACGAGGCCCCUGGGAACGAGGCCCCUGGGAACGAGGCCCCUGGGAACGAGGCCCCUGGGAACGAGGCCCCUGGGAACGAGGCCCCUGGGAACGAGGCCCCUGGGAACGAGGCCCCUGGGAACGAGGCCCCUGGGAACGAGGCCCCUGGGAACGAGGCCCCUGGGAACGAGGCCCCUGGGAACGAGGCCCCUGGGAACGAGGCCGGUGGGGUCGAGGCUCGUGGGGUCGAGGCCCGUGGGUUCGAGGCUCGUGGGGUCGAGGCCCGUGGGUUCGAGGCUCGUGGGAACGAGGCUCGUGGGAACGAGGCUCGUGGGAACGAGGCUCGUGGGAACGAGGCCCCUGGGAACGAGGCCCCUGGGAACGAGGCCCCUGGGAACGAGGCCCCUGGGAACGAGGCCCCUGGGAACGAGGCCCCUGGGAACGAGGCCCCUGGGAACGAGGCCCCUGGGAACGAGGCCCCUGGGAACGAGGCCCCUGGGAACGAGGCCCCUGGGAACGAGGCCCCUGGGAACGAGGCCCCUGGGAACGAGGCCCCUGGGAACGAGGCCCCUGGGAACGAGGCCCCUGGGAACGAGGCCCCUGGGAACGAGGCCCCUGGGAACGAGGCCCCUGGGAACGAGGCCCCUGGGAACGAGGCCCCUGGGAACGAGGCCCCUGGGAACGAGGCCCCUGGGAACGAGGCCCCUGGGAACGAGGCCCCUGGGAACGAGGCCCCUGGGAACGAGGCCCCUGGGAACGAGGCCCCUGGGAACGAGGCCCCUGGGAACGAGGCCCCUGGGAACGAGGCCCCUGGGAACGAGGCCCCUGGGAACGAGGCCCCUGGGAACGAGGCCCCUGGGAACGAGGCCCCUGGGAACGAGGCCCCUGGGAACGAGACUCCUGGGAACGAGGCCCCUGGGAACGAGGCCCCUGGGAACGAGGCCCCUGGGAACGAGGCCCCUGGGAACGAGGCCCCUGGGAACGAGGCCCCUGGGAACGAGGCCCCUGGGAACGAGGCCCCUGGGAACGAGGCCCCUGGGAACGAGGCCCCUGGGAACGAGGCCCCUGGGAACGAGGCCCCUGGGAACGAGGCCCCUGGGAACGAGGCCCCUGGGAACGAGGCCCCUGGGAACGAGGCCCCUGGGAACGAGGCCCCUGGGAACGAGGCCCCUGGGAACGAGGCCCCUGGGAACGAGGCCCCUGGGAACGAGGCCCCUGGGAACGAGGCCCCUGGGAACGAUGCUCGUGGGAACGAGGCCUGUGGGAACGAUGCUCGUGGGAACGAUGCAUGGGACAGGUAG